This is a messenger RNA of Oncorhynchus keta (chum salmon), 3710 nucleotides long. RefSeq names its product DnaJ heat shock protein family (Hsp40) member B1b (gene dnajb1b). Gene Ontology annotation, molecular function: transcription corepressor activity; Hsp70 protein binding. Gene Ontology annotation, cellular component: cytosol. The record is from RefSeq and is a predicted model, not a curated record. NCBI's taxonomy places the organism in Eukaryota, Metazoa, Chordata, Actinopteri, Salmoniformes, Salmonidae. The coding region runs from base 393 to 1454 and encodes 353 amino acids. The transcript is spliced from 4 exons.
AUAAUGGGUUGAGUUUCGGCUCGACUACAGAGGCGUGUCCUGUCGAACUGUCGAACUCAGUGACGCUCUGUUCGGCGUGAUCGGUCCCAGGAACUUUCGUCCGACAGGAGUUGAACUGCGUUCAGACUCUUCCUGAUGCUGCUAGAACAUUCUCGAACUUUCUGCGCGGGUAUAAACUAGAAUGGGUCCCAAGCGGAGCUGACAGAACGGUAGCGUUCUUCAACAGUAAGUGUACAGUUCAGGUUAGGCUUCAACCUGCAACCGGACCAGCGCAUUUAAAGAGAACUACCCGUCUACCUUGUGCGAAUUUGAUUGGCAGUCAGCACCGGCUCAAGCAAGGGAACUUUAAACUAUUUCUCGCAGCUAUUCGGAAUUAACACACCGACAGCUACAUGGUCAAAAUGGGUAAAGACUACUAUAAUGUUCUGGGCAUACAGAAAGGGGCGACGGAGGACGAGAUCAAGAAGGCUUAUCGCAAGCAGGCUCUGCGUUACCACCCGGAUAAAAACAAGUCUCCCAAAGCCGAGGACAAGUUUAAAGAAAUAGCUGAAGCUUAUGACGUUCUGAGCGACCCAAAGAAAAAGGACAUUUACGACCGAUUCGGCGAAGAAGGGUUGAAAGGAGGAGGCCCCCCAGGAGGAGGGGGUGUUCCCGGGGGCCCUAGUUUCAGCUACUCCUUCCAAGGCGACCCCCACGCCAUCUUCGCCGAGUUCUUCGGGGGCCGGAGCCCCUUCGACCAGUUCUUCACCCGAAACGGCGGGGGCCCAGACGGGGACAACAUGGACACUGAUGAUCCCUUCGCCCGUUUUGGGAUGGGGGGCGGUGGCAUGGGGGGGUUCCCCCGUUCCUUCAGCACAGGGAUGGGGGGAGGGGGGAUGGGGGGGCAGAUGGUUGAGAAGCACCAGGACCCACCCGUGCUCCACGACCUCAGGGUGACCUUAGAGGAGGUGCUCUCAGGCUGCACUAAGAGAAUGAAGAUAUCCCACAAGCGGCUGAACGCAGACAGACGGACCCUCCGGAUGGAGGACAAGAUCCUGGAGGUGGAGAUAAAGAAGGGAUGGAAGGAGGGGACGAAGGUCACCUUCCCUAAAGAGGGGGACGAGACGCCGACUAACAUCCCGGCAGACGUGGUGUUCGUGGUCAAGGAUAAGCCACACCCGGUGUUCCGGCGAGACGGCUCUGACAUCGUUUACCCCGCCAAGGUCUCCCUCAGAGAGGCGCUGUGCGGCUGCACGGUCAUCGCCCCCACGUUGGACGGCAGGACAGUAACCGUGACAACAGGGGACGUGGUGCGUCCGGGGAUGAAACGACGCAUCACAGGGGAGGGGCUUCCUCUGCCCAAGCGGCCCGAUCGCCGCGGUGACCUGCUGGUGGAGUACGAGGUGGCGUUUCCGGAGAGACUGAGUCAGAGUGCCAAGGAGACCAUCGCACAGGUGCUUCCACCCUCGUCCUGAUGGCUAUAAACUAUGAACGUCUUCAGGACAAAACGGACGGAGCAGACGAACAGUGAAAGGCAACAUGUGGCUGUCCUCCCUAUCGACCAAAGAACGUUUAUCACCGCCAUUUUCUGUUCCUUUCCAGACGAUUCUGUGUUGAAUCGCCAUCGUUCGUCGACACCCAUCAGGUGACCUACUGCGCACGGCCAACUCUCCUUACGGUGUCUCUUGACCUUUAGUUGAGGAAACUGUCACUCUGGGCCUUGUGAGUCCACUUCAGAACCACUAGUGAACUGAGGAAACUGUCACUCUGGGCCUCGUGAGUCCACUUCAGAACCACUAGUGAACUGAGGAAACUGUCACUCUGGACCUUGUGAGUCCACUUCAGAACCACUAGUGAACUGAGGAAACUGUCACUCUGGACCUCGUGAGUCCACUUCAGAACCACUAGUGAACUGAGGAAACUGUCACUCUGGACCUUGUGAGUCCACUUCAGAACCACUAGUGAACUGAGGAAACUGUCACUCUGGACCUUGUGAGUCCACUUCAGAACCACUAGUGAACUGAGGAAACUGUCACUCUGGACCUUGUGAGUCCACUUCAGAACCACUAGUGAACUGAGGAAACUGUCACUCUGGGCCUCGUGAGUCCACUUCAGAACCACUAGUGAACUGAGGAAACUGUCACUCUGGACCUUGUGAGUCCACUUCAGAACCACUAGUGAACUGAGGAAACUGUCACUCUGGACCUCGUGAGUCCACUUCAGAACCACUAGUGAACUGAGGAAACUGUUACUCUGGGCCUCGUGAGUCCACUUCAGAACCACUAGUGAACUGAGGAAACUGUCACUCUGGACCUCGUGAGUCCACUUCAGAACCACUAGUGAACUGAGGAAACUGUCACUCUGGGCCUUGUGAGUCCACUUCAGAACCACUAGUGAACUGAGGAAACUGUCACUCUGGACCUCGUGAGUCCACUUCAGAACCACUAGUGAACUGAGGAAACUGUUACUCUGGGCCUCGUGAGUCCACUUCAGAACCACUAGUGAACUGAGGAAACUGUCACUCUGGACCUCGUGAGUCCACUUCAGAACCACUAGUGAACUGAGGAAACUGUCACUCUGGGCCUUGUGAGUCCACUUCAGAACCACUAGUGAACUGAGGAAACUGUCACUCUGGACCUCGUGAGUCCACUUCAGAACCACUAGUGAACUGAGGAAACUGUUACUCUGGGCCUCGUGAGUCCACUUCAGAACCACUAGUGAACUGAGGAAACUGUCACUCUGGACCUCGUGAGUCCACUUCAGAACCACUAGUGAACUGAGGAAACUGUCACUCUGGGCCUCGUGAGUCCACUUCAGAACCACUAGUGAACUGAGGAAACUGUCACUCUGGACCUCGUGAGUCCACUUCAGAACCACUAGUGAACUGAGGAAACUGUCACUCUGGACCUCGUGAGUCCACUUCAGAACCACUAGUGAACUGAGGAAACUGUCACUCUGGACCUCUGCUGCCAUGUAUCUAUUCUAGGGGUUUAGGUAUCAUGGGUUGUUUUCAUGUAUCUAUUCUAGGGGUUUAGGUAUCAUGGGUUGUUUUCAUGUGUCUAUUCUAGGGGUUUAGGUAUCAUGGGUUGUUUUCAUGUAUCUAUUCUAGGGGUUUAGGUAUCAUGGGUUGUUUUCAUGUAUCUAUUCUAGGGGUUUAGGUAUCAUGGGUUGUUUUCAUGUAUCUAUUCUAGGGGUUUAGGUAUCAUGGGUUGUUUUCAUGUAUCUAUUCUAGGGGUUUAGGUAUCAUGGGUUGUUUUCAUGUAUCUAUUCUAGGGGUUUAGGUAUCAUGGGUUGUUUUCAUGUAUCUAUUCUAGGGGUUUAGGUAUCAUGGGUUGUUUUCAUGUAUCUAUUCUAGGGGUUUAGGUAUCAUGGGUUGUUUUCAUGUAUCUAUUCUAGGGGUUUAGGUAUCAUGGGUUGUUUUCAUGUAUCUAUUCUAGGGGUUUAGGUAUCAUGGGUUGUUUUCAUGUAUCUAUUCUAGGGGUUUAGGUAUCAUGGGUUGUUUUCAUGUAUCUAUUCUAGGAUCUGGGCUAUGUAUGGUGUAACUGUUGGGUACUAUCAUGAGAUAGGAUGUUAGCACAGUAACCAUGGGAGAUAUAGGCUUUCAUGUUCAACCCAUAGCAUUCCUCUUUACUCAGUAUUAUACCCAACAUGUAUCGUUGCCACCUGUUGUUGAUGCAGUAAGUGAGAACUGUUCAGGAACUCAUAUAAAGCUGUUUAAUUGAGCAAAAGAA